Molecule: messenger RNA, 750 nt
Organism: Artibeus jamaicensis (Jamaican fruit-eating bat)
Lineage: Eukaryota; Metazoa; Chordata; Mammalia; Chiroptera; Phyllostomidae
Gene: ZNF428
Product: zinc finger protein 428
Exons: 2
Coding region: 10-585 (191 amino acids)
Source: RefSeq, a predicted model, not a curated record
CCUCUGGCCAUGACAGAGACCCGUGAGCCAGCUGAGACUGGGGGCUACGCCAGCUUGGAAGAAGAUGAGGAGGACCUCUCUCCAGGCCCCGAGCAUUCCUCUGACUCCGAGUACACACUCUCAGAGCCGGACUCUGAAGAGGAAGAAGAUGAGGAGGAGGAGGAAGAGGAGACCACUGAUGACCCCGAAUAUGACCCCGGCUACAAGGUGAAGCAGCGCCUGGGUGGGGGCCGGGGCGGCCCGUCCCGCCGGGCCCCCCGUGCAGCCCAGCCCCCGGGCCCCGCAGCCCAGCCCUGCCAACUCUGUGGCCGCUCGCCCCUUGGGGAGGCCCCGCCAGGCACCCCGCCCUGCCGCCUCUGCUCUCCCGCCACAGCCCCCCAGGAAGCACCCGCCCCGGAAGGCAGGGUGCUGGGGGAGGAAGAAGAGGAGCCCCCUCGGGCUCGGGAGGGCCAACCCGCCGGGAGAGAGGAGGAUGAGGAGGAGGACGAGGAGGGCACCUACCACUGCACGGAGUGCGAGGAUUCCUUCGACAACCUCGGGGAGCUGCACGGGCACUUCAUGCUGCACGCCCGGGGCGAGGUGUAGGCGAGCCCCCACCCAGGAAGCCUGGCAGGAGGGGUGGGGGGGAGGGGGCUGAGGAACCCGGUGCUUGAAAUGGUCCUUGCGCGGGGGGCGGGUACUGCUGAGCUGUGUCCUCUUAGUAUGUGUGAAGGCCAGAAUAAAGCCAGAUUCUGCGUGUGUCGGUCCAGC